AUGGGCUCCGAAAAGAUCCUCCCUCAAGAGGGCAAGCGAAAUAUCCUCAUAACAUCUGCGCUGCCCUAUGUCAACAAUGUACCUCAUCUGGGCAACAUUGUCGGUAGCGUGCUCAGUGCCGAUGCCUUCGCCAGGUACAACAAAGCCCGCGGUCGACCAACUCUUUUCAUCUGCGGCACUGACGAGUACGGGACCGCCACCGAGACGAAGGCGCUUGAGGAGGGAGUCACUCCAGAAGAGCUGUGCGCAAAAUACAAUAAAAUCCAUGCAGAAAUCUACGAGUGGUUCGAGCUGGGUUUCGACCACUUUGGCCGCACUCCUACCAGACAACACACAGAGAUCUCUCAAGAUAUCUUUUUAAAGCUCCAUGCGAAUGGACACCUGACCGAACACAUCAACAGUCAACCAUACUGCGAAAAGCACGGGAAAUUCUUGGCCGAUCGAUUUGUUGAAGGCACGUGCCCAAAGUGCGGUUACGACGAUGCUCGCGGCGAUCAGUGUGACAAAUGUGGCAGCCUUUUAGAUCCAUUGGACUUGAUCAACCCCCGCUGUAAGGUGGAUGGGGCAACUCCGGUGACGAGGGAGACAAAACACUCUUACCUGCGGCUCGACGAGCUACAGCCCCGGAUCGAAGAGUUUGAUAAGCGAUCAAUUGAGAAGGGCCAGUGGUCGCGGAGUGCGAAGGUCAUCACCGAGUCAUGGCUAAAACAAGGUCUGAAAGAGAGGGGUAUCACUCGAGAUCUGGCAUGGGGCGUGCCUGUGCCUCUCCCUGGCUACGAGCAUAAGGUCUUUUACGUUUGGUUCGAGGCUUGUAUUGGAUACCCAUCAAUCACUGCUAACUACACAGACGAAUGGGAAAAGUGGUGGAAGAAUCCGGAACAUGUUCAAUUAUAUCAGUUUAUGGGGAAAGACAACGUUCCUUUCCAUUCGGUAGUGUUUCCAGGAUGUCAGAUGGGCACAGGAGAGUCCUGGACAAUGCUGCACCACCUUUCAUCCACGGAAUACCUCAACUACGAGAACGGCAAGUUCAGCAAGAGCCGCGGUAUCGGUGUUUUUGGGAAUAAUGCAAAGGAGACCGGCGUACCUCCCGAUGUCUGGCGAUAUUAUCUCCUCAAGAACCGACCAGAAUCUGGCGACACGCAGUUUGAGUGGCGGUCGUUCAUCGAUGGCAACAACUCGGAGCUGCUUGCUAAACUUGGGAAUUUUGUCAACCGAGUCAUCAAACUGGUCAAUUCUCCCAAAGCCUAUUCUGGGAUCAUACCGGAUUUUGAUCCCAACAACCUUCCUUCGUCGUUUAAGGAACAUUUGGCUGAGGUUACCGAUCUUCUCAACCAAUAUCUUGCAGAAAUGGAGGCAGUGCACCUCCGUAACGGGCUUCUCGUUGCGAUGAAGAUUGCAGAAGCCGGGAAUGGCUUAAUCCAGGCCCACCGUCUGGACAAUUCGCUCAUUGCGAGCGAUCCCACCCUUGCUGCUGCCGUCGUGGGAACUGUGAUCAAUCUCAUCUACCUCUGCUCUGCCAUCUUCGAACCAUAUCUUCCAGCAACUUGUGCGUCGAUACGGAAGCAACUUGACCGCCCAUUCUUGCAGAUCCCGUCCGAGGAAGACAUUGCCAAUGGUUGGCUACCCAUAUAUAUCAAGCCGGGCCAUAAGAUUGGCAAGGCAGAGUACCUCUUCACAAGAAUUGACGAGAAGAAGGCCGAUGAAUGGCGUGAGUACUUUGGCGGCAACCAGGCCGACAGGGAGAAGAAACAAAAAGAAGAGGCAGAGGCUGCUGCGAAGAAAGCAGCCCAGAAAGAAAAGACCAAGGCUAAGAAAGCGGCUCAAAAGGCUGCGGCUGCGGCAGGAGCUGGAGGUGUUGAGAAGAGCGCGAAAGGGGGCGAGGAAGGAAAGGAGCUCGCCAAUGGAGUUGCUGACGUUGGAGAGGACGCGGCGGUAGCGAAGGUCGUUGAUGGCGUUGCGCAGGUAACGAUACCGACGUCCUGA
This is a messenger RNA of Fonsecaea multimorphosa CBS 102226, 1983 nucleotides long. RefSeq lists its product as uncharacterized. Gene Ontology annotation, biological process: methionyl-tRNA aminoacylation. Gene Ontology annotation, cellular component: aminoacyl-tRNA synthetase multienzyme complex; cytosol. The record is from RefSeq and is a predicted model, not a curated record. Lineage: Eukaryota; Fungi; Ascomycota; Eurotiomycetes; Chaetothyriales; Herpotrichiellaceae. Gene Ontology annotation, molecular function: methionine-tRNA ligase activity; ATP binding. The coding region runs from base 1 to 1983 and encodes 660 amino acids. The transcript is spliced from 2 exons.